This is a messenger RNA of Tribolium madens (black flour beetle), 3166 nucleotides long. RefSeq names its product BAG domain-containing protein Samui-like. Gene Ontology annotation, molecular function: protein-folding chaperone binding. The transcript is spliced from 2 exons. NCBI's taxonomy places the organism in Eukaryota, Metazoa, Arthropoda, Insecta, Coleoptera, Tenebrionidae. The coding region runs from base 1230 to 2900 and encodes 556 amino acids. The record is from RefSeq and is a predicted model, not a curated record.
AAAAGUGAAAAUUUUAUAUUUAUUAUUAGCUAACAAAUAUUUCAUAAAAUUACCGAUAUAAGUUUUAUAGAAAUUUUGUCGUAGGUUGACAUGCAAGUAAAGAGAAUGCAAAAUAAAGAGAAACUAAACAACAUUAUUUUCAAACACCCAACAAUCCCACAAAAUACUUGAAACAUUCCUAUUUUUGUGCGUUAAAAUCAAAAAUUUAACAUAAUAAAAAGUUCACAUUAUUUAAAAUAUUUUCGUGAGCGUACUCCCUUAUUGAUUCGGCAUUUCGCCCUUGAAACAGAAUUUCUAGAAGUUACUCGAGAGUUCAAGAAGGGUCACGCACCAGUGAUUUCCACUUUUUUUCUUUACAUCUGGAGUUUUAUUAUGCACUUUUCAGCAAGUCACUUUACAACUUUUCCGUCUGAAUACGUCAAUAAAAUUUAUUAGUCACGUCGCAAAAUUAAAUUUUGUUGUAUUUAUAAAAAAAAUCUUAAAAUCAAAAUUAAAAGCCUUGACACAUUAAUUUGUUUUAUCUAUAUUCAAAAAUAAAAUCGUCGAACUCGAUUUCGAUUCAGUUUCGCAAAAAAUUCUUUAUUUGUCCGGCGCACGUGGAAAAUGCCAUUCUUUUGACAAUUCGUAAAACUAAUCCACUUUUUAUUUGGCAAACUUGCAGGAAACAUCAUCAAAAAUUUCAAGUAUGUGUCUCGGAUCUUUUAUUAUUGUGCUAAAUUUACUUUUCAAAUUUAAAUAAUUCAUGUUUGUCCAAGAAACAACGUAAUAUCUCUCAAUGUAAAUAAAUAUAUUAUUUAAUAGUUAUAUUAAGCGCGUCCCCCGACCACUCAUCGUAAAACUCGCUAAUUCCAUAAAAGGCUCGAUAGGUAAACACCGAACAAAUUUAAGGUCGUUCCAUAUACCAAGGCCAGAUUUGUAUUUAAAAUCGUUUCAAUAAAAUUCAAAAUUACGUGACUCACGUCCCGAAGAAAAUAAAACGUGAAAUUGUUCCGGAAUUGUGCCGGAAUUUUCUGAUAAUCUGGUCCGAAUGCACAGUCGGCGACUCUCGAACUUUCUCGAACGCGAGCUCUCUGGAAGAGUCCGGAACUCCCCACUACCAAAGCUCAUGUGUACAUAAAUACAACCAGUGGGGGAUUUCACACAAUUUGAAUCGAAACACGAGAGCGAGAAGUGACUUUAGCGAUUCGAAGCGUUUGUUUACCGAGUGAUUCAGUGCUAAAUAAAUCAAAAUGACGUUUUGUGAGACGGUGCGGACUAUUCCGCUUAUUAUCGAAAGGGAUACACCUAUGGAGGCCGAAGAUAUUGAAAGCGGCUAUCCCUUUGAACGUGAAGACAGAGAGGAUCCUUUUCGGUCUGAAUUGGACGACAUUGCCAACCGUCAUCCCGAAUUUGCCGAACAUUUAGGAGGCUUUCCUUUUCGUAGUGACAGUUUAGGACGUAGGUUUAGACAGAAUCGGCCUUCAGAAGAGGAGUUUCGUAGAUUCGGACGACCUUUUGGUUCCCGAUUUGAACGGUUCGGUUUCCCCUUCAACAGGGACCCUUUUGAAGGCGAUUUCGAAGAACCAAAGCCCCAACAACAGCCACAGCCGGAACAGAAACAAGAAACACAUCAGCAACAACAAGAAAACCCACCACCGGAACGAGGACGUAAACAGAACAUCCAACAAAGUAAUACUGUAGAUUUAGGACAAAAACAAGAACCAGUGAAUGAGAGAAAUCAAAGAUCGAUGUCUGCUCCGCCGCCAGAUAAUCGACAAAGAUACACUUCGAGCAUUCACAUACCGAUUAACCGAGAGGGUAUGGCCGAUAUGGGAGCGGCACAGAGUCAACCCCAACAACAACAAGACAAACCGGUUAAUAAACCGACGGAGAGGGUUAUACCGAUCCAUGUAGAAGGACGCGAUGAACCAGUCAUACCCAAACAUACAGGUCCAACUUACACGCAACAACAACAACAACCACAACCGGAACGAAUUUUCGGUCAUCGGCCUAGUCAAUUCACCCAGUUUGUCGGAAGGGAGUCUCCAAGGCCCGAGUGGCACCAUCAAGGGUUUGGACCUGAAGUAAGACAACAACAAAAGUUCCAACAACAGGCAGCGCCCCCACAGCCCCAACAACAAAAGUUCCAACAACAAGCAGCGCCCCCACAACAGGAAGUUCCGGUGCAAAAACCACAAGAACAAGUUCCACCACCACAGCAGCCUAAACCAUCCACCAACCCUAUCGAUAUAAUUCAAUCCAUUCAAAAGGACGUUUCGGAAUUAAUGUCCCAGGUUGAGAAGUUUAAUGGAAUUCCUAGAGAUAAACAGUACCUUUAUUUGGAUGAAAUGUUAACCAGAAAUCUUAUUAAAUUGGACAAUAUUGAUACUCAAGGUCAGGAGAAUAUCAGGCAGGCUCGUAAAGAAGCUAUCAAAUGUAUUGAAGGUUGUAUUGGUAUUUUAGAAGCUAAAGCAGCAGCGAAUGUUUCUCAAACCGAACAGAAGGUCGGUGAAACCCCUGAAACUAAAGAAGAAUCUCAGCAGGCUGUGGAGGAGAAAAUGGAAGUGGAAGUGAAGGAAAAUGAGCCUAAAAUUGAGGAAAAAGUCGAAACUAAAAGUGAGCCUGAGACCAAGGAAGAGAAGAUGGAAGUGGCUUCGCCACCGGCUCCAGCGACUGAUACGAUGGAAGUGGUAACAGAAGCGCCACCACUGGUUGAAGCCCCCAAGGAAAAAACGGAAGAAAAACCGAAAGAAAGUGAACCAGAGACUAAGCCAUCGGACGAAGAAAUGAAGGAAGUUUCGGAUGAGAGUAAGAAAGACGAGAAAACGGAAGAGAAGAAAGAAGAAGCAAGUGUAGAGAAUAAGGAUGACAUUAACAAAGAGAAGAAAAAGGAAGGGAAGAAGAAAGUUGUUAAAAAGUAAAUAGUUUAUGCCUUAUUGUUGAUAAUCUUGCUUUUACAAAGCUAGGAUAACUUAACCAUUUUUAUUUUAGUGAGACUGACUCGCUUUUAGAAAGUCACAGUGUAAAUAAUUUGUGUGUUUGACUGUGAUUGAUGUGUUUUUUUUCUUUACCGUCCGUUUUUAUUUAUUGUAAAUAAAAUAAUUUUGUACAUUGUACAAUUAAGAAUCAAAGUAUUAAUUGUGCCAUGCAUGAUUUGUACAAAAGAAAUAAAUUUUAAGUUGUUCAA